Plasmodium knowlesi strain H is the source of this 849-nucleotide messenger RNA. RefSeq names its product Plasmodium exported protein, unknown function. The transcript is spliced from 2 exons. Lineage: Eukaryota; Apicomplexa; Aconoidasida; Haemosporida; Plasmodiidae. The record is from RefSeq and is a predicted model, not a curated record. The coding region runs from base 1 to 849 and encodes 282 amino acids.
AUGCUUGAAAACAAUUUACCCAUCAUAAGCACGGGGAUUGUUAAGAAAUUCCCACGAAUAGGCAGAAGAAAUAUGUUCCCUUUUUAUGUUAAAGUGCUAAUAUUUAGCUUUUUCUUCUGGAGUUCCUCAAAUUCUAAUGAUAGCUUAUGUAAUAAGCCAUGUGAUGAAAAGCACAAUGAGCCAAGCAUUUUUAAUGUUAAGAAGUUUAGAGUUCUAGCCGAGUAUAAUAGUUAUAAUGGCAGAAGUCUGUCAAGUCUAAAUUCCUUAGAGGAUAUGGAAGAAGACGAAAGAGAAGAACGAUUACGAGAGCUAAUAUCUUAUUAUAAUGUGUUCUUAAAUUAUUACCCACAACUUAACACCAAAGACAAAAUUAUUAGAAUAAAGAAUCCCGAAUUAUCAAUUCGACAGAAUUAUGCAUUUAAUGGAAAAGGAAGUGUACCACAAGAUCAUUCAGAACAUGAAGUAUCAUAUGGAUAUGACGAAGUAGACAAUCUGGAGGACGGGGAAGAAUUUGAAGAAUUCGAAAUUUUCAUUGAAGCUGAACCCAUUGAAGAAUCAGAUUAUCUUGAGGACUAUGUUGACUUAGAUAUAGACAAUGAGGAGAAAGAACUAACGGCACUUGAUGGAAUCCGUGAAGAAAUGAGUACGUUUGAACGGAAAUAUUUGGAAAUUAAAAAUAGAAUUGUUACAUAUAUUAACAGUUUGAAGUUGAAUAGUGAAUCAGUUCAUAAUUACAUUCUUUUAUUUACACAAAUGAAUAUAUUAAUGACCAUUUUCUUUCUACAUUCGGCAGCACGAAAUGUUUUUAUUACCAUGGGUGCUGCGGCGUUGACACUGUUUGCAUUAUAA